Messenger RNA from Oldenlandia corymbosa var. corymbosa, 1569 nucleotides. Lineage: Eukaryota; Viridiplantae; Streptophyta; Magnoliopsida; Gentianales; Rubiaceae. The record is from the annotation of a GenBank genome assembly.
AUGCCAAGUCUAAUAGAAUGGGAAGACAGGAAAUGGCAAAAUAUGGUGGAUUUUAGGCAACAAUACAUUGACUCACCUUGGGUUAUAGGAGGGGACUUUAAUGUUAUUCGGUCAUUGGAUGAAUAUUCGGGUUCUUCAGUUAAAGAUCAAUUAGCCAGAACGGAGUUCAAUGACUGUAUAGAGACUUGUGGAUUGAUGGCAAUGUUGCCCAUUGGAGAGGAAUAUACAUGGGGUGGAACGAGAAGUACGGGUUGGGUUUGUAAAAACUUGGAUAGGGUACUAUUUACAAAGGAAUGGCAUGAUCUUUUUCCUUCCUCUUCUGUUGAGAACUUAAGUCGCCCCUCCUCAGAUCAUUGCCCUAUUUUACACCUUGUUGCGCCUCAAAAUGCAAAUGAUCUUAUAAAUUUCUCAAGAGGCUUGAAGAGAUCAAUGAGAGAGUUGAACUCCUUCCUCAUUACAUAUGAGCUUGCAUCCGUCCAGAAGGUAAACCGGCAAAAAAGUGCCUUUAUGGUAGCUGAAAAUUGUAGCACAAGGAGGAUUGUUGUAAUUCAUCAGACUCUUGGAAUUCAGAAGGGUUCAUUGCCUUUUACCUAUCUAGGGUGCCGGCUAUACUAUGCAUUACCAAUUCAUGUAUUCUCUGCUAUUCCACCUCCCAAGUUUGUGCUAAGAGAAAUGGAAAGGAAGUGUCAACGUUUUUUGUGGAGUGGCCCGGAAGGAACAACUAGAAAGCAUUGGAGAUCUUGGGAAAGACUUACUUUUCCAGUUUCAGAGAAUGGUCUAGGGUUGCGAGACUUCCAGGGGGAUAUAGAUGCUCUGACUGUCAAAUUGUGGUGGAAGCUCAAGCAAAAGAAGGGUCCAUGGAGCAGGUUGUUUCUUGCUAGUUAUGAGUUUCUUUUUCAGGAGGAGGAUGAUCUUUUGGUGUGGCAACUUAAUCCGCAAGGUUAUGGCUAUGCUAUAAGUGGAGAAGGUGGUGUCUUUAUCUAUGGCGAAAGUGGUUACUUGGGAGGGGCUGAUAGCUUUAUGGCCGAGAGGAAUAAUUACCAAGUGUCUCAUAUAUAUUGGGAAGUAAAUGUUGUAGCUGAUAGACUAUCUAAAAUUGCAUCUUCUGGUGUGUCAGAGAUGUUUUCUACUUUAGCUCUAUUGCCUAGAUAUGUGAAAGGAUUGUUGGUUCUUGAUCAACUCUCCUUCCCUUAUGUAUGUAGUAAAUCUAGGGAACAUAAUCCCUGGAUUAGAGUGGUAACUGGUUUGAAAGGUGGUACUUUAGUUUUGGAAUUUGAUGAAAUGGGCAACAUGUGUACACUGUUGGGAAUUCUUGUGGUCUGGGAAGAUUGGGUCCAAGUGGCUACUUGUUUUAGAGGAGUUACAAGCGUUUGUGAAGGAAGUAUCGCAGCAAUGGAAGUAGAAAAUGAUACUAAUAUCAUUUGGAAGAGUGCUUGGCACGCGUUGGUAGUUUAUGAUGAUUGGGGCGGUCGCACUGAAGGUUCCAACCAUGCAGUUGCCCUCGAGGAGCGCAGGCUAAUAGAAUGGUUGCUGCUGAGUUUCAUAUCUGUUUCUUCUUCAUUUGUUUAA